This is a messenger RNA of Hydra vulgaris (swiftwater hydra), 4170 nucleotides long. RefSeq lists its product as uncharacterized. Gene Ontology annotation, molecular function: DNA-binding transcription factor activity; zinc ion binding. NCBI's taxonomy places the organism in Eukaryota, Metazoa, Cnidaria, Hydrozoa, Anthoathecata, Hydridae. The record is from RefSeq and is a predicted model, not a curated record.
CGUUCAUUCUAACAUUUCCGAUUUUGAAGAAAUCGCAGACCUAGAACUGUUUUUUGGAAUGUUAUACGCAUGCGUUACUUUCAUGUUAUUUCAAACAACAUUAAAGUUUUGAAACCUCGUGGCGCACGUAAUAAAUAUAAAUUCAACUUAUUUUCAAUACAUUUUCCUAAUUCGGGUAUUUAUUCUUGACUGUGAAAUGAAUGAAGAUAGUUGUUCACUUGAAUUAGAACUUCCACAAGAAACAAUGAUGGCAGUUGACUCUACUCUUUCUGUUGAAAAGCAUUUUUUUGCCACAUAUGCCGAUGUUUGUGCAAAAAUUAAAGAGCAUGAAAUGUUGCACACAUUGCAUUAUGUUGUAACUUGCUCAGGAACCAUGGAAAAUAACUUUGAAGAAUUAUUAAAAAAAAAACAUAAAGUGUUUUACGAGGACAAGGAAUUUCCAUACACUGGAGUACCAUUUAUUGUAUCAGCUCUAACAAAACUUGACUGUCAACAUGGAAAAGACAGAAAUAUUAAAGCAAAAGCUCAAUACAGACAAAUGAGAAAUAAAAAAGCUAAUAUUGAUCAUUACUGUCAAAAAAGUAGAGUUAUUCUUCAGGAUACUAAAAAGUUUGAUUGUCCUGCCAUUGUGUAUAUAAAAGAAAUUGUAGAGUUUCCAGAGUUUAAGCUUUUAAGAAAUUCUUUAUGGUUAAGAAAUGAAACAUCUAAAAAACUCCGUGUAUCCUUAGCUAAGUCAGAAAAUGUACAUAAGUCCAGAAAGUAUAUUUUAUUAUUGCCUGAUAUUUCUGUUCAUAGGAACCAUCCAGUUGGUGAGACUGCAGGAAUCAAUCAAUCUAUUUCUGAUGAUCUCAUAGUAAAAAUUGGUGACCUGGUAAAAAAGGGUGUCAAUACUAUUUCUGAAAUGAGGCGACAUCUAGAGUUUUUUGUUCAUGGAGAAAUUACUUCUGACAAACCACAAAAGACAAACAAACGUUUCUUUCCAAUGGAUAAGACAAUUCGAAAUCAUAUGCUCAAUGCAAGAAGAAAACUUCGUAGAUCUAUGAUAGAUCAAGAAUGUUUGCUUGAAAAAAUUAGUGAAUGGAAAAUAGUCUUUCAUGAGGCAAUGAUAAAAUUUAGACCAAAAGGUGUCAACAUCAUUGAUAAUAUUGAUUCAAAGCUUAAGGAUUCAUUAUUGUUCGUAUAUCAAGACAUGUGGCAGAAAAGAUUACUCUUACGGUAUGGACCUGAACUAGUUUUUCUUGAUGCAACAUAUCGCACAACUAGAUACGCUCUUCCACUAUUCUUUCUGGUUGUUAAAACUAAUAUUGAUUACCAGGUUGUUGCCAUUUUUGUGUGUGAGAAUGAGACCACAGACGCCAUCACAGAAGCAUUAAUGUGCAUUAAGGAAUGGAACCCUAAAUUUCAACCAAAAUAUUUCUUAACUGAUUAUUCAAAUGAAGAAAUAAACUCAUUAGAAUCAGUGUUUCCAGGGUGUUCUGUUUUAAUUUGUGACUUUCAUCGAGAGCAAUCUUGGGAACGAUGGCUUUCUAAAACUGCUAAUGGUUGUUAUAUGGUAAAAGAUGCAAUUAAGUUAAAACUACAUCAAAUUGCUCAUGCUAAAACAGAAGAAGUUUGCCAAAAUGCUGUUAAUUCAUUAAAAGAAUCAGAAGAGUGGAAAAAUAACCCAAAACUAGCUGAUUACUUAAAUAGCACUUGGUUAUGUAAUCAAAAGAGAUGGGUGUUUGCCUACAGGCGACAACGCUUAUUGCGGAGUAUCAAUACUAAUAAUGGCACUGAAAGACAAAACCAAUCUUUUAAAUAUAGUUUUUUGGAAAAACGGAAAACAUCAUCUCUCACAGCUAUGCUUUGUAUUUGUAUUGAGGAAUUCCUUCCUCACAAUUACGACAACUAUGCAGAUAAAAAUAGAAGAACACAUUCAUCCUAUAGAAAAUAUAAAGAAAACAUUCCAACCUAUUUGACAAAUCGUCCAAAACCUUUAGUAAAACAUUGCAUGAAUAUGAUAGAUAAAGUAAAUGGUGUGGACUCAAUCAGAAUUAGUGCAGUAACAAACAGAUUGUACAAUGUAGCCUCAUUUCAGUCUAAUAGCAGAGAAACUUACCAAUGCUAUCUUGGUGAUGCUGAUCAUUUGCCAAGUUGUACUUGCUCUUCUUGGCUAUUUAGUGCUUAUCCAUGCAAACAUUUUUUUUCCAUUUUUCUCAAGUUCAAUCUUUCCUGGUCUGAUUUUGAUCCAUCUUAUGGAAGUUCACCAUAUUUUAUCAUUGAUCCCUUAUCAGAUGAAAAUAAUCAUUCAACAACGUUUCAUUUUACACGUUUGCCUACUGAAGAUAUAUCUGAAAAUAUCAAUGAGAAGCCUCUUGAUGAUGCCAAACCUUGGGAAGUGUCUAAAUAUAAUCUUCAGGCAGUCAAAAGUGUUCAUUCCAUAAAUAGUAAAGUCUUGUACUUUGAUCAAAGUAAAGAACAUGGUCAAUCACAAGUAAGUCACACUCCUGCUGCAUGUCGCGAACUUUUAAAUGCAAUAAUAAACAUGACACAUUUGAGUGACUCUCAACCAGCAAUAAACAAUUUGUUUCAAGAACUUCAUAAACUUAAAACAAGUUUUGGAGAAACUCUUAAAAGAGAGCAAGGUGUUAUUUUGUGUCCGGACCUAAAACCUGAAACUUGGAUUAAAUCUAAUUUACCAAGUCUUGUUAAUCUUCCCGUAAGACGCAAAAGGAAGUUGACCAAAAGAGUUGGUAUAAAACACGACAUCACUAAGGCAGCUUUAAAUAUCAAUGUGACACCAAAUGUAAAUAAUGAAUGUUGUAGUUCAGAAAUUUUUACUGAUGUUAUUGAUGAUAAUUGUGAAACAUUUACAGUUUCCAUGGAAUCAAUUGAAGUGACAGGAGAAGCAUUUGAUAAUUGCCAAGAAUUCCACAAAGUCAACAUAGUUAAUGAUAAUGACAAACUUCAAAGCACUGUGCACUGCAUUCAGAAUCUUAAAUGCUCCUUGAUCCAAAAUGUUGAAAAAAAUGACAUAGUUAAAGGAGAAAUGCUAAACGAUAAUGUCAUACACUUUUGUCAACGAAUGAUGUCAAUUCAAUUUAACAUUGAUGUUGGUCUUCAAGAUCCCAUUAAAGGAAAGGUUAUGUCUUUUGAUCCUUGUCCUAGCAAACCUUUUGUACAAAUUCUUCAUGAUGGAAAUAUACAUUGGGUUUGCAUUACAACUUAUGAUUGCAAGCCUGGAGAAAUCUAUAUUUUCGACAGUCUUUUUCAUGGUUUAAUAAGUAUUGAGACUAAAAGACAAAUAUGCUCCAUCUUACACUGUUCACAAAAAAAAAUUGUUAUUAAAGUUUUACCUGUACAACAGCAAACAAAUGGGGUAGAUUGUGGGCUUUAUGCUAUUGCUUGGGCACGCCAGGUACUAGAAACAAAUGGUAUUCCACCAAGUACUCAUAUGUUUGAGCAAAAUGAAAUGAGGAAUCAUCUUUUAAACUGUAUACUAAAUAACCAGUUAGAUGUUUUUCCAAAAGCAAUUACCCCAACUAUGUUUAGAAGAUGCACAGCAAAGAGUUUUCAUAUUCCUCUACAUUGUUCCUGUCGCAUGUUUUGGACCCAAAAAGAUGAGCAUAUUUUUAAUAGACAAAUGGCACAAUGUUUUACUUGUAACAAAUGGUUUCAUCGUGAAUGCGAAAGUAUUCCACUGUGUGCAUAUGAGAAAAAAGAUGUUAUCUGGAACUGUCAUGACUGCCAGAUGCAAAUAACAGAAAGCUGAAGUUUUUCUGUUUCCAGUUAAGGGUUUGCAAAAAAAAAAAUUUUUUCUUGUAUAGUCAGUUAUGAAUGGAUAAAAAAUUUUCAAAAAUAAAAAGACAACUAAAAUCGGUCCUUCAACCGUUACACUAAAAGUUGGGUUUUGAAAUAUUGGAAAGGUAACCUGUGAUAUUUAACUGUGAAAAGGUAACAACUUUUAAAAAUAUGAUCAAUUUGUUUGUGUGAUGGUAAGUUUAUUUGCAAUCUUGCGUGUAAUAUUAAUAUUGUAAAUGAUUAUUUGGUAAAUGUAAAUGAUAUAUGUUUUUAUUAUAAAAUGUUUAUUUUUCAUUACAACUCAAUGAAGAAAAUUAUGCUAGUAAUGUUGCUACUGGGUAUCUUUUUGCAUAUAGUUUAUUAACGGUAACAAAAAUGAAAUGAUACUGG